AUGAUUUCGUUAGCGGAGCUCAAGAAGCUAACGAUUGUGCAUUUAGGCAUAGCCGUCACCUUCUUCAUAUCUGGUUUGGUGAUCAAUUUGGUGCAGCUGAUAUUGCAUCUGACGUUGAAACCCUUCAAUAUUGUACUUUUCAGACACAUUAUGUAUUAUCUCUGUUAUUCAAUGUACUCGCAACUGAUUUUCGUCGCUGAAUGGUACUCAAAUAGCACUUUGCAUUUAUAUAUGGAUCCCGCAGACUUGGAGAAAUUUGCUGGCAAGGAGCAUGUAAUGAUUAUACAAAAUCACUCAUAUGAAAUUGAUUGGCUAUGUGGUUGGAUGUUUGCUGACAAAGUCCAAUGUUUGGGCAAUUGCAAAGCUUACGCAAAGAAAGCCAUAUCGUAUGUGCCAGUAAUGGGUUGGGCUUGGAAGUUUGCUGAAUUUGUAUUUUUGGAACGUUCAUUUGACAAGGAUAGUGAAAUUAUUGCACGUCAAUUGAAAGAGGUUUUUGCCUAUCCGGACCCUACAUGGUUGUUACUGAACGCUGAGGGCACACGCUUUACACCGAAAAAACAUGAAGCUUGCGUUAAAUUCGCCGAGGAACGUGGUUUGCCUUUGUUAAAACAUCACCUGACACCACGUACAAAGGGUUUUACAACCAGUUUACCCACCAUGCGCGGUCGUUGUGCUGCCAUUUAUGAUACAAAUUUGGCAUUUAGAAAGGAUGCUAAGAACGAUCCAACUAUCUCUACACUACUAAAUGGUUAUUCAGUUGAGGGUCAUUUAUUUGCACGUCGCAUUCCACUCGAAAUGGUGCCGGAGGGCGAAAAGGAGGCUGCUGAGUGGUUACAUAAUUUGUAUAAGGAGAAGGAUAGUUUUAUCGAUAGCUUCCAUAGAACAGGCAAUUUCUUUGAGGCUUCUGGUCAGAAGCCAGUGCCAGUCAAAGUUUUUCCAUAUCGUCCAUGUAGUUUAAUCAACUUUGCACUCUGGGCAGUAUUUUCAGUAACGGUUGUACUCUAUUAUUUGAUAUCAUCAUUACUGGCACAAAACUGGAUUGGCUUUUCGAUUGCUGUGGGUGUAUUGGUAACCUUUUAUAUUCUCAUGGUUAAAUCAAUCAACAUGUCGAAAAUCAGCAAAGCUUCAUCGUAUGGCUCUGAAACGAAAACGGAUUCGAAGUCAAAGUAAUUCAACUAUGUUUGCAUACAUAAAUAUGUUACGCAUAUGCACAUACAUAUAUACAUAUUUAUAUGUAAAUUUUGCCAGCGACCAGCAAUUACAAGUUUUAUAAACAUGUGAAAGUAUGUAUGUAUAUAGCCAUAAACUUAUUUCCCAUUAACUGAUGCAUUGCGUUUUUAAUGAUUAAAACGCGGACAAAGUUCAAACGAUUUUUUUUCUUUUUGAACCGUAUGCCCUUAUUACCUACACUAUGUAUAAAUGUACUUACAUAUAAGUGUAUAUACAUUUGUAUGUAUAUUAGGUAAAAUCAUAUAAAUGCAUAUGCAUAUGUGGAGCAAUGCUAAAAUGGCAAGAAAACUAAAUUUUCAGCCUAUAUUCCGGCAUAGUGCUCAGUUGUUUUAGAUCAGUACUUUUUUCCAAGACGUUAUUUAGGAAAUAACAUCAAAAAUAUGUUCGAAAACGGUAAACUAAUAUAGAGUUCAAGUGAUCGAGAUCUCACGUGUUUCAGUGGUUAUCAUACCAGCUAUUAAAAGGUGACGCCUGCUUAUGCGCAAUUGUUAAAAAUCCUAUAAAUAAUCGUAAUUGGCAAUUUUCAGAUUUGUGUAAUGGUUGCAAUUGUUAUAAAGAGAGAAAUUUUUAAAAUCGACAGACACUCACAUACAUUUAUAAAUGAUAUUUUUAAACUUAACUUGUGCAUUAUUCGCAGUUUGUAAAUGUAUAUUUAUGUAUGUAUCACAAUAUUUACAUACAUAUACGAUAUAAAAAAGCAAAAAUCAGCAAUGAGAUUUGUUUUAAGAUUACUAAAGCAGUGUGCGAAGGAAGGCUUAACAGCCAAGGUCUGAUUGUAAUCAAGACGAUGUGUAAUACGUAUAUUUUAUAUGUAUUACGAGUAUACUCAAUUAAAGUAAAUAUUAUUUACUCAAUUAAAAAAGAGAAGAAAAAUAAAUUAUAAUUAUUACAUUCAUUUAAACAUAUACAUAUGUAGGUGUACAGACGUGUGCAUGUCACCUUAUAGUUUGAAAUAUUUUGUGCCAAUUUUGUGUAAUUUUUGCUAUUAAAAGUCAUAAAUUAUGACUAAAAAAAUUAACGAAUUUUUUUUUUCAGAGAAACUGUGCACAAUUUGAGUGAAAAAGUGCUUAAUAAAAAUUAAAGUUUUAGUUUAUAGUUUAUUUAAAGCAAGUUGCUAUAACCAGUUAAAAUUUUGAAAUAAAAAAGUGCACAGCAUAAAAGCAAGUAGUUAAAUUAAGUCAGACUUGUAUAGAAUCUUCCAAAAACAAAAAAAUGUUUCAAAGAGGUUAAGUCUUUUUUUUUUUUAAUUUACAUUAUUAGCCUUAUUUUU
Ceratitis capitata (Mediterranean fruit fly) is the source of this 2500-nucleotide messenger RNA. Its product is annotated as 1-acyl-sn-glycerol-3-phosphate acyltransferase gamma. The record is from RefSeq and is a predicted model, not a curated record. The transcript has 4 exons. Gene Ontology annotation, cellular component: endomembrane system. Gene Ontology annotation, molecular function: 1-acylglycerol-3-phosphate O-acyltransferase activity. The coding region runs from base 1 to 1170 and encodes 389 amino acids. Lineage: Eukaryota; Metazoa; Arthropoda; Insecta; Diptera; Tephritidae.